ACCAAACAUCCAGAAAAUUCCUCCACACCAACUCAUUCUUCUUGUGUCCUUCCCCCGGUCAAUUCCUCCAGACUACACCUUUCAUCAACAAAAUGGCAAGCACAACAUCAAGUUACCUCUUCGGAGGCUCCAACCCCUGGAUCCCAACCGACUGGACCUCCUCCGACGACCGCGUCCGCGGCGGCGCCUCCCACUCCUACCUAACCAUCACCUCAUCCUCCAACGACCAAACCACCGCCCGCUUCCACGGCACCCUCGACAUCAAGACCCUCGGCGGCGCCGGCUUCGCCUCCCAGCGCACGACAACCACAACCAAGGAAUGGGACCUCUCCCCCUUCUCGGGCCUGGAGGUCCACAUCCCCCGCGGCGACGAUAAGCGCUAUACCCUGAACCUGAAGGACGAGAUCCUGCCGAGCCGGCCCGACGGCCGGGAGCGCAGCUCGCUGUCGUGGGAGGUGGACUUCACGGUGCCGAAGGGUGGGGGUGUGUUGCGGUUCCCCUGGAAGGAGUUCCGGCCAACGUAUCGGGGGAGGGAGGUUGAGGGGGUGGAGCCGUUGGAUCUGGCGAGGGUUCGGAGGGUGGGGAUUAUGGUUCGGAGCUUUUUCGGAGAUCAAGAGGGAGAGUUUGAGAUGGUCAUCGAGUCGAUUCGCGGGUAUUGCGGGAGGGAGGAGAUGAGGUAUAAGGAUGAUGUGUCGAGCUCUACUACGUGUGUCGACGAUGAAGAGGAGUUUAACGAGAAGUGGAACCAGGGCGAGAUGCGGAGACAGGAUGCGCAGUGGAUGGCUAGUCAGAGGCCCUGGGACCGUUUGAAGGCUAUGUUCUGCUGUGGGAUCUAAUCUAGUAGGGACGGGCAUCCUUCGAGACACGAACCAGGUUGAGGCAGGAUGGAACGAAAAUAGAAUAGAACGAUGAGACACUCAAUGCAUCCC
Molecule: messenger RNA, 929 nt
Organism: Aspergillus homomorphus CBS 101889
Lineage: Eukaryota; Fungi; Ascomycota; Eurotiomycetes; Eurotiales; Aspergillaceae
Product: CIA30 family protein
Exons: 3
Coding region: 93-836 (247 amino acids)
Biological process (GO): NADH dehydrogenase complex assembly
Source: RefSeq, a predicted model, not a curated record